Molecule: messenger RNA, 6462 nt
Organism: Lithohypha guttulata
Lineage: Eukaryota; Fungi; Ascomycota; Eurotiomycetes; Chaetothyriales; Trichomeriaceae
Gene: GLT1
Product: glutamate synthase [NADH]
Exons: 4
Coding region: 1-6462 (2153 amino acids)
Molecular function (GO): flavin adenine dinucleotide binding; FMN binding; glutamate synthase (NADH) activity
Source: RefSeq, a predicted model, not a curated record
AUGGGUCUGGUCGUGGAGGAACUCGCACAACUGAAGAAGAACGGCGAGGUCGAAGUAUCAGAGGAGUACACUCCAUACCAGCCCGAGAAGGGCUAUGGCUGGGGAGGGGCUCUGCCCGUGAAGCAGGGUCUGUAUGACCCCAGCCUCGAGAAGGAUGCUUGUGGUGUGGGCUUUGCUGCCAAUAUCAAAGGCAAGCCGAGCCACAAAAUCGUCAGCGAUGCACGGAAUCUACUAUGCAACAUGACACACAGAGGCGCCGUCGGUUCUGAUGCACGAGACGGUGACGGCGCCGGUGUCAUGACCUCGAUCCCUCACAAAUUCUUUGUCAAGAACUUUGCCCGCGAAGUCGGCAUAGAGCUCCCUCCUCAAGGACAAUAUGCUGCUGGUAAUCUGUUCUUCAAGCCCGAUACUGAGAUGUUGAAGUCUGCAACCACUACCUUCGAAGAGAUUGCGAAAGAGCUAGGUUUGCGGACACUAGGAUGGAGAGAGGUUCCUCGAGAUUCUACUCUGCUAGGUCCAGCUGCACACUCCAGAGAACCAAUCAUACUGCAGCCUUUUGUCGUACUUCAAUCCGCAUAUGGUGACGGCAACAAGCCACAGAACACAGAUCCAGAGCAGUUUGAUGAGCUGGAGUUCGAAAGACAGCUAUACGUGCUGAGAAAGUCUGUUUCUCACGAUGCACGAUGGAAGCCAUGGUUCUACGUUUGCUCCCUCAGCAACAGGAACAUUGUCUACAAGGGUCAAUUGGCUCCUGUUCAGGUCUACCAGUACUUCCACGAUCUCGUAUCCGUUGACUACGAGGCGCAUUUCGCUCUGGUCCACUCUCGAUUCUCGACAAACACUUUCCCCUCUUGGGACCGAUCGCAGCCACUCAGAUGGCUUGCUCACAACGGUGAAAUUAACACACUACGAGGAAACAAGAACUGGCAAAGAGCAAGAGAAGGUGUACUGAAGUCUGAUCUGUUUGGUGAGGAGCUCGAGAGACUCUUCCCUAUUGUUGAGGACGGUGGAUCUGAUUCUGCAGCAUUCGACAAUGUGCUCGAAAUGCUUGUUAUGAAUCGAGUUAUGUCUUUGCCAGAAGCUGUCAUGAUGAUGGUUCCUGAGGCAUGGCAAGGCAAUCAGGCAAUGGAUCCUGCGAAAAAGGCUUUCUACGAGUAUGCUGCUUGCUUGAUGGAGCCGUGGGACGGUCCUGCGCUGUUCACAUUCGCAGAUGGAAGAUACUGCGGUGCGAACCUCGACCGAAAUGGUCUCAGACCUUGCAGAUACUAUGUCACUGAUGACGAUCGUAUCAUUUGCGCCUCUGAGGUCGGUACAAUUGCUAUUGAGCCAGAGCGAAUCAUCCAAAAGGGCCGCUUGCAGCCUGGAAAAAUGUUGCUGGUCGAUACACAGGCUGGUCGCAUCAUCGAUGACUCCGAGCUGAAGAACCAAGUCGCUACAAGACAAAACUUCCAGCAAUGGCUCGACAAGCAUCUUCUCAAGUUGCCCAAGGUGAUCGAGGAGGUUGGCGAAAAGUCAGAUCUGAAAUGGGAGCUUACUGAACAUACUAUCCAGCAAGACCCUCUUCUACAGGCUUUCGGUUACACCUUUGAGCAGAUCUCUCUCUUACUUGGUCCCAUGGCUGCUGACUCCAAGGAAGCGCUUGGAUCCAUGGGCAACGACGCUCCUCUGGCAUGUCUGGCACAGCAGCCACGACUCCUAUAUGAAUACUUCCGACAGCUUUUCGCUCAAGUCACAAAUCCACCCAUCGAUCCCAUCCGUGAAGCCAUUGUUAUGUCAUUGGAAUGCUAUGUCGGUCCACAGGGCAAUUUGUUGGAAAUGGAUGCUUCUCAAUGUGGUCGUCUGUUGAUGCCAUCUCCCAUCCUGGAAAUUGAGAGCUUCAACGCAAUCAAGAACAUGCACAAAGUUCACAAGGAGUGGACCGCGAAGACGAUCGACAUCACUUUCGAUAAGAAGGACGGUGUCGAUGGUUUCAUGGAAGCUCUGGACAGCAUCUGCGACGAAGCUACUGCUGCAAUCGAAAGCGAGGAUAGAAUCAUCAUUCUCACAGAUCGAGCGACAUCAGCCGACAGGGUAUCUGUUCCAUCUCUACUUGCGACUGGUAUGGUGCAUCACCAUUUGGUCAGAAACAAGUGGCGAUCCAGAGUCGCUUUGGUUGUUGAGUCUGCCGAAGCUCGCGAGGUUCACCACAUGUGUGUGCUCGUUGGCUAUGGUGCUGAUGCCAUCAAUCCAUAUCUUGCUAUGGAAUGCAUUCUCAAGCUGAACCGUGAAGGUCUGAUCAAGAAGAAGCUCAACGAUCAGCAAAUCAUCGAGAACUACAAGGCCUCUUGCGAUGGAGGUAUUUUGAAGGUCAUGAGCAAGAUGGGUAUCUCGACUCUGCAGUCCUACAAGGGUGCUCAAAUUUUCGAAGCUCUUGGUGUUGACGACUCGGUCAUUGAUCGAUGCUUCGCUGGUACAGCUACACGUAUUCGAGGUAUCACCUUCGAGCAGAUCGCUCAAGAUGCUUUCGCUAUGCAUGAGAAGGGCUUUCCGAACAGAACGAUCAGACAAAUUCCAGGCCUUGCUGAGUCAGGUGAAUAUCACUGGAGAGAUGGUGGCGAACCUCACAUCAACGACCCUACCAGCAUGGCCAACAUCCAGGACGCUGUUAGAACCAAGAACGACAAGUCUUACGAGGCUUACUCUCUUUCCGAGUACGAGUCGAUCAAGAACUGCACACUUCGAGGUAUGCUCGACUUUGACUUUGAGCAGCGAACCCCUGUACCUAUUGAUCAAGUCGAGCCAUGGACUGAAAUCGUCCGAAGAUUCGUCACUGGUGCUAUGUCUUAUGGUUCGAUCUCCAUGGAGUCACACUCUACUUUGGCCGUGGCCAUGAACAGACUUGGUGGCAAGUCCAAUACUGGAGAAGGUGGCGAAGAUCCAGAGCGUUCUCUCAAGAUGGAGAACGGCGAUUCUAUGCGAUCUGCUAUCAAGCAAAUUGCCUCAGGACGAUUUGGUGUGACAUCAAAUUACUUGGCUGAUUCUGAUGAGCUGCAAAUCAAGAUGGCUCAAGGUGCUAAGCCUGGUGAAGGUGGUGAGCUUCCUGGUCACAAAGUAUCCAAGUCAAUUGCACGAACACGACACUCCACUCCUGGUGUCGGUUUGAUUUCACCUCCACCUCACCACGACAUCUAUUCUAUCGAAGAUCUGAAGCAACUCAUCUACGAUUUGAAGUGCUCGAACCCUCGAGCUCGUGUCUCGGUCAAGCUUGUGUCUGAGGUAGGUGUCGGUAUUGUGGCUGCUGGUGUCGCCAAAGCCAAGGCUGACCACAUCCUGAUCUCCGGUCACGAUGGUGGAACUGGUGCCUCCCGCUGGACUGGUAUCAAAUAUGCUGGCCUUCCCUUCGAGCUGGGCCUCGCAGAGACCCACCAGACGCUUGUGCUCAAUGACCUUCGAGGCCGUGUCAUUGUGCAGACUGAUGGUCAACUGAGGACCGGAAGAGACGUCGCUAUUGCCUGUUUACUUGGUGCAGAAGAGUGGGGGUUCGCUACAACACCUCUGAUCGCCAUGGGCUGCAUUAUGAUGCGGAAAUGCCACCUGAAUACUUGCCCAGUGGGUAUAGCGACUCAAGACCCCGACCUCAGAAAGAAGUUCAAGGGUACGCCCGAGCACGUUAUUAACUUUUUCUAUUAUAUUGCGAAUGAACUGCGUGCAAUCAUGGCUAAGCUGGGCCUGAGAAGCGUCAACGAAAUGGUCGGAAGAGCUGAGUUACUGAAGAUGCGGGAGGACCUCCGUAACCCAAAAACUGCUAACAUUGACUUGUCCCUGAUCUUAACACCAGCUCACUCCAUUCGACCAGGUGUUGCGACCUACAACGUCCGCAAGCAGGAUCACAAGCUUCACACUCGACUUGACAAUAAGCUCAUUGCUGAAUCAGAACUUGCUCUCGAGAAGGGCCUGCCAUGCAGAAUUGAGACCGAUAUCGUCAAUACCGAUCGAGCAUUAGGUGCAACACUGUCCUACCACAUCAGCAAGCGCAAGGGCGAGGCUGGCCUGCCAAAGGACACCAUCCACACCAACGUCCGUGGCUCAGCCGGUCAAUCCUUCGGUGCAUUCCUGGCUCCUGGUGUUACCCUUGAGCUUGAAGGUGACGCCAACGACUAUGUCGGAAAGGGUCUCUCUGGUGGUCGACUGAUUGUCUACCCACCUCGAGCAGCGACAUUCAAGGCUGAGGAGAACAUCUUGAUCGGUAAUGUGUGCUUGUAUGGAGCCACAAUGGGUGACUGCUACUUCCGAGGUGUUGCGGCUGAACGUUUCGCUGUGCGAAACUCUGGCGCAAAUGCCGUCGUUGAAGGUGUCGGUGAUCAUGGUUGCGAAUAUAUGACUGGAGGACGUGUUAUCAUUCUUGGCACUACUGGUCGAAACUUCGCCGCUGGUAUGUCUGGCGGUAUUGCCUAUGUCUUCGACAAGCACCAGGACUUCCACUCCAAGAUCAACAUGGAGAUGGUUGAGGUCUCUGGUGUGGAAGACCCAGCUGAGAUUGCCUUCCUCCGCGGCAUGAUUGAAGAUCAUCACCACUACACUGGAUCUGAGCUAGCGGCCCGAAUUCUGCUUGAAUUCAACCGUGCCCUCCCACGCUUCGUGAAGGUCCUGCCAGUUGAUUACAAGCGGGUCCUCGAAGAGAAUGCCAAAGCUGCGGAGGACGCCAAGCGAGCCGAAUAUCCCCUUCCGAUCCUUCCUGGCCAGGCUGUGCGAACACUCCACGAGGAGAAUAUCACCAAGACCAAUGACAAGCAUGACAAAGAGCAGAAGAAAGCUGACAUGCUUGACAUUGAAGAAGGUAUCAACGGCGACGAGAAGAAGGCCAAACAAAAGUCUGCACUCGUCCUCGACAAAACACGAGGUUUCAUGAAAUACACCCGCAGAAGUGAGAAGUACCGACCAGCACAGACUCGUGUCAAGGACUGGGCUGAGCUUUCUUCUCGACUCAACGAAGAUGAGCUAAAGUACCAAUCGGCACGAUGCAUGGACUGUGGUGUACCAUUCUGUCAGUCCGAUACUGGAUGCCCAAUCUCCAAUAUCAUUCCCAAAUGGAACGAAUUGGUGUUCCAGGGGCAAUGGAAAGAUGCUCUUAACCGAUUGCUCAUGACCAACAAUUUCCCCGAGUUCACCGGCCGUGUCUGCCCAGCUCCAUGCGAAGGUGCAUGUGUUCUUGGAAUUAACGAGGAUCCUGUGGGUAUCAAGUCAAUCGAGUGCGCAAUCAUCGACAAAGGCUUCGAGAUGGGCUGGAUGGUGCCAGAUCCACCCAAGUACAGAACUGGAAAGAAAGUGGCAGUUAUUGGUUCUGGACCAGCAGGUAUGGCUACUGCUGAUCAGCUGAACCGAGCUGGUCAUGAAGUUACUGUCUACGAGAAGUCCGAUCGAGUGGGUGGACUUUUGAUGUACGGUAUUCCCAACAUGAAGCUUGACAAGCGCAUUGUACAACGAAGAGUCGACUUAAUGGCUGCCGAAGGUGUUAAGUGGGUUACUGGCGUUCAGGUCGGACCUGGUGGCGACAUCAACUUGGACAAGCUGCGACAGGAGAACGAUGCUGUGGUUAUCUCUACUGGUGCUCAAGUCGCCCGAGACCUGAAGAUUAAGAACCGAGAAUUCUCUGGCAUUCACUUUGCUAUGGAGUUCUUGCACGCCAACACCAAAUCUCUGCUAGACUCUCAGCUGGAGGACGCCAAGUACAUUUCUGCCAAAGACAAGCACGUUGUGGUCAUUGGUGGUGGUGAUACUGGUAACGACUGCAUUGGUACGUCUCUGCGACAUGGUGCCAAAUCAGUCACCAACUUCGAAUUGCUUCCACAACCACCACCAGAGAGAGCUCGCGAUAACCCAUGGCCACAGUGGCCAAGAAUUUACAGAGUGGAUUAUGGUCACACAGAGGUCAAGCAACACUAUGGCAAAGAUCCUCGUGAGUACUGUGUCAUGACCAAGGAAUUCACUGGUGAAGAUGGUCGAGUUACCGGUAUCGAGACUGCUCGUGUCAACUGGACCAAGACGGCCUCAGGUGGAUGGGAUAUGAAGCCUGUUGAGGGCUCCGAGCAAUUGUUCCCAGCCGAUCUUGUACUGCUUUCUAUGGGUUUCUUGGGUCCAGAUGAUCGACUAUUUGAAGGACAGGUCGAGCUUGAUCCACGAAAGAACAUCAAGACACCAAAGGGACAAUAUGACACUAAUAUCCCAGGUGUGUUUGCUGCUGGUGAUUGCCGACGUGGCCAGUCGCUUAUUGUAUGGGGCAUCAACGAAGGUCGACAAUGUGCAAGACAAGUCGACAGCUACCUGAUUGGAGAGGGUUCGCUCUUGCCAGUCACUGGUGGCAUUAUCCGACGCAACCACAUGGAUGCUGUGCCCAAGAGCAAGCCAAAGGCCCAGAUGAAUGGCGACAUGGCUCAUGCUUCGGAAGGUGUAGGAAAGGUUGAUACAGCUGCAUCUUCAUCAUAA